This is a messenger RNA of Penicillium verhagenii, 528 nucleotides long. RefSeq names its product 60S ribosomal protein uL5. Gene Ontology annotation, molecular function: RNA binding; structural constituent of ribosome. The transcript has 3 exons. Gene Ontology annotation, cellular component: ribosome; cytosolic large ribosomal subunit. NCBI's taxonomy places the organism in Eukaryota, Fungi, Ascomycota, Eurotiomycetes, Eurotiales, Aspergillaceae. Gene Ontology annotation, biological process: translation. The record is from RefSeq and is a predicted model, not a curated record. Bases 1 to 528 code for a protein of 175 amino acids.
AUGUCGGACGGAAAGGACAAGAGCGCGAACCCCAUGCGCGAGCUGCGCAUCCAGAAGCUCGUGCUGAACAUCUCUGUCGGCGAGUCUGGUGAUAGACUUACCCGUGCCGCCAAGGUGCUGGAGCAGCUGAGUGGUCAGACCCCCGUCUACAGCAAGGCCCGUUACACCGUCCGUACCUUCGGUAUCCGUCGUAACGAGAAGAUCUCCGUCCACGUCACCGUCCGUGGCCCCAAGGCUGAGGAGAUUCUCGAGCGUGGCCUCAAGGUCAAGGAGUACGAGCUCCGCAAGCGCAACUUCUCCGAGACCGGUAACUUCGGAUUCGGUAUCUCCGAGCACAUCGACUUGGGUAUCAAGUACGACCCCGGUAUCGGUAUCUACGGAAUGGACUUCUACUGCUGCAUGACCCGCCCCGGUGAGCGUGUUGCCAAGCGUCGCCGCUGCAAGUCCUCCAUCGGUGUCAACCACAAGAUCAACGCCACCGAGACCAUGAAGUGGUUCAAGAACCGCUUCGACGGUAUCAUCCGGUAA